AUGGCCAGCUUGUUUAUCCAAGAAGAUUCGGACGAUGAGUCGCUACAGCAGGAGCUUUCGAGGCAGAUAAGCUCCAGGAAGAACCAUGAAGAGGCCUUGCUGCCGCAGCAGACAAUGCUACCAGAAGAUCCCCACAUAGAAAGAGAUGCUACAGGACCUUCAGACGAUGAGAAACCGUUGUAUCCUCUCAUUCCGCGGGAGGAUAGUGGAGCGAAUUUGAAACCGAAUAUAGAGGACAUCAGGGAAGUCGAUAUCCAAUUGAAUCUACCUUUGAGCUUCCAGCGUCAGGUCGUUGAAAACGUACUGGUUGCUGAUGAUCCGCUUGUCGUGAUAGGUAAGGGCCUCUGCAUGAUUGUCAUUGUGGCUAAUCUGCUUCAUGUGCUGGGGACGCCAACAAGAAUCAAUGGCAUUUCAAAAAGAUCAUUGGUCCUAGUGCUUAAUGCCAAGCCGAGCGAUAAUAUACAUAUAAGCGAUGAGCUGCAGGAACUGUCGGCUCUUUCUAGCUUUGAAAACCCUCAAGAUGAGGAACCGAGACCAUUUCAUGUCAUUAAUGCUGACUCGCAAACAUUGGAAAAGAGGAGACAACUGUACUUAUCUGGCGGCAUAUUCAGUGUAACGUCCAGAAUCCUCAUAGUGGACCUGCUUUCAGGUGUGCUACAUCCUAACAAGAUCACCGGUAUCGUUAUCCUGAACGCCGAGAGUUUGAAGGAAUACUCGAACGAAUCCUUUAUUCUGGAGAUCUAUCGGUCUAUGAACAAAUGGGGGUUUGUGAAGGCUUUUUCUGAGUCUGCAGAGUCAUUUGUCAUGGAGUUUUCCCCUUUGAUGAGGAAAAUGAAGGACCUGAGACUCAAGAAUGUGUUGCUAUGGCCUCGCUUCAGAGUGGAGAUAUCUCAGUGCCUGAAUAAUGCUAUUAACCCAAAGGAAAACAAAGUUGUGGAGGUCAAAGUUUCAUUGACAAAUUCAAUGUCACAAAUACAGUUUGGUCUCAUAGAGUGUUUAAAGAAGUGCCUGGCAGAGUUGCAAAGAAAAACACCCGAAUUGUUUCGAGAUUGGUGGAGCAUGGCAAACUCACUCGAUGCUCACUUUAUUAAGUCGAUCGACAUGGUUAUGAUUCCGAACUGGCAUCGUAUUUCAUAUGAGGCCAAACAAUUAAUCAAGGAUAUACGAUUUCUGAGGAAUCUCAUGAAGCUUUUGGUGAGUGGUGACGCCGUUGACUUUUACGAAGAGAUCCAAUUGAGCCUGGAGGCGAAUAAACCAUCAAUAUCCCGUAAGUACACAGAGUCGCCAUGGUUAAUGGCUGAUGAAUCUCAAAUGGUCGUUUCUUAUGCCAAGAAGAGAAUCUUCAACGAUGGCAAGUAUUGCCUGGAAGACAUGCCGAAGUGGGACCAACUUAUCAACAUUCUCGAUGAAAUUUCGUAUCAGAGAGCUUCAAAAGACUAUCUUGGCCCUACAUUAAUUAUGUGCUCCGAUGCAGCGACGUGUAUGCAACUGACCAGAGUGUUGAGCCUUGCUGAUGAGAAAGAUGGCUUCAGGAAGAAUAUGCUGCACAAAUUACAGAUUUACAAGGAUCGCCGAGAAGAUCGGAAACAAAUGGUCAGAGAAGUGCGAGAUAAAGAACCGGAGCGGGCCACCGAGUUGAACGUGAGUACCGCUUUUGCUAAAGAGCAGCUUACGACAAAAAGGCGACGAACGAGGGGAGCAGCAGCGGUUGCCGCUGUUCAACGAUUGAAGAAUGCUGGCAUCGGAGAGGACAUCGAAGCAGUCAUUGACACCUACAGUGUCAAACAGGAAAUUGAGGGAUCGCACGGUGAUGAAAGCCGCCCUGAUGGAGAAGACUAUGAAAUGCUCCCUAUCUUGGAUGAAAGCGAUUCGCAUGUUCUCGAUCAAGGUGACGAGGAUAUGAUGGAAAUGUUAAAAAGCGAUUUAAGUCGGAAGAUUUGGGAACAAAGAGCUAAAAACUACUCAUACGUCAACACUGGUGAUGAAAUUAUUGUCGAAAGAUUUGACAAGGUAAGCGACGAUACAUUUCUGCAGGAGCUAAUGCCCUCCUUUAUUGUGAUGUAUGAGCCUGAUCUUUGCUUUAUACGUAGAGUUGAGGUUCAUCGAGCUAUCCACAAAGAAAUCCCGUCAAAGGUCUUCUUUAUGUAUUAUGGAGAUAGCGUUGAGGAACAAGGGCAUCUUGCGGCAAUCAAGAAAGAAAAAGACGCUUUCACGAAACUUAUCAGAGAGCACUCCAUGCUAGCGCAUCAUUUUGAAGCUGACGAAGAUUUAUCUCAUUAUCAUAACCUUGCAGAGCGGAAGCUUAAAUUGAGUCGCCUCAGGAAAAAUAACACAAGAGCAGCAGGUGGCCAGGCAGGAUUAUCAGAAAUGACUCAGGAUAUUGUUAUCGUUGAUACUCGUGAAUUCAAUGCUUCGCUUCCUGGUUUACUUUAUAGGUAUGGUGUUCGAGUAGUGCCUUGCAUGCUGACGGUGGGUGACUAUAUCAUUGCUCCCGACAUAUGCCUAGAAAGAAAAUCCAUUUCCGAUCUUAUUGGAUCUCUGCAUAAUAACAGGCUUGUCUCCCAGUGUAAGAAAAUGGCCAAGUAUUAUAAAUACCCAACGUUACUAAUUGAGUUCGAUCAGGGCCAAUCAUUCUCACUUGAACCAUUCAGCGAGAGAAGGAAUUAUCGAAACAAAGAUUCUUCUACAGUACAUCCGAUUUCAAGCAAGUUAUCACAGGACGAAAUUCAGAUGCAGCUAGCAAAAUUGGUGAUGAGAUUUCCCAGUCUAAGACUAAUUUGGUCAUCAUCACCACUGCAGAGCGUCAAUAUAAUACUUGAAUUAAAAAUUGGUAGGGAACAACCAGAUCCGACGAUGUCUGUAAGUUUCGGCUCUACGACAGGGCAGAAGAAUCCGGCAGUGAAGAAAAAUAAAGACCCUUCUGCAGAUCAGGAGAGGCUCACGAAGCUUCUCGAUGUUCCUGGUAUUUCCAAAGUUGAGUAUUUUAAUAUUCGAAGGAAAGUUAAAAGCUUUAAAAGACUGUCUGCCAUGUCACAGCAAGAUUUGACGGAUUUAUUUGGCGACGACCUGAGGCAGAGAAUCAAUCAUUUUCUUCAGGUUGAAGAACUUGAAGGUGAGGGUACCGGUGAAGAUACAUAA
This is a messenger RNA of Torulaspora globosa, 3138 nucleotides long. It is a transcript of the gene RAD1, whose product is annotated as ssDNA endodeoxyribonuclease RAD1. Gene Ontology annotation, biological process: nucleotide-excision repair involved in interstrand cross-link repair; resolution of meiotic recombination intermediates; double-strand break repair via single-strand annealing, removal of nonhomologous ends. The transcript has a single exon. The record is from RefSeq and is a predicted model, not a curated record. The coding region runs from base 1 to 3138 and encodes 1045 amino acids. Gene Ontology annotation, cellular component: nucleotide-excision repair factor 1 complex. Lineage: Eukaryota; Fungi; Ascomycota; Saccharomycetes; Saccharomycetales; Saccharomycetaceae. Gene Ontology annotation, molecular function: single-stranded DNA endonuclease activity; single-stranded DNA binding; damaged DNA binding.